CUUCGCUGGCUUCCAUCUCCUAGAGUAAUUUCUACCAAAUUUGUUCUUGGAUUCUAAUUAGUUAUGUCUUUCAGGUUCUUUGCAAUUCCCGAAGCUUUAAAAAACUCUUUGCCAGUUUCCGCUUAUAUGUUAACUGUUCUUUGGUAGACUCUGCUGAACAACGCGAAGUGACAAGUGUGAACUUGUAAAAGGUAUCCACUGCCACUGCUUUAUUAUUAUCAGACCAAUUUCUCCGGAAAAGUUGUAGAUUUGGAAAUUCUGUUCUUUUUGUACGAGUUUUGUCUUACGAAAGACGUUAGUCAGACGACCUAGAACGCAAAAAUGCUGAGCAGUAUUCUGAAGGAUCACCAGGCCAGGCAGAAACAUCGCAAAGAAGUUUGUGAACGGAAACGGAAAGAAGCUAUGGAAUCCGCUGAUAAACUAACCAGAACACUUGUCCAGAGUUUGAACGCAUCCGUUGCACAAGCUUAUGUAAAUCAGCGGCGAAUUGAUGCCGAAGCCAAAUCCCUCCAGCUGAAAGUUAACCGGUUUACCCAGCAAACGCACCAGUGGCUUCAGAUCGCUGACCAGUUCAACGGUGCUCUCAAGGAGCUGGGCGACGUGGAGAAUUGGUCCAGGAGUGUGGAAAGGGAUAUGCGAAUAAUUAACGACACCCUGCAGUCGGCUUAUGAACUGCACAAUCGAACGGCCAACCUGAAGAUCAACAAUAAUAAUCCUUCGGGGAAAAACUGACUCCGUUGAAAUAAUUCCUUUCUAGUUUGUUUAUUUUGUAUGCACUUGUGUCAUUUCAUGGGCAUUUUUUUGUGAUUCUGUGACAUUUCAAUUGUAAAAACUUCCGGAUUUUUAAAAAUUCUUCUACUUUUUCGAUCUCUUUACGGGAAAUAAGUGCAGUGAGUGCAAAACUGCACUUUCUUGUGUUGUACGCGAUUAACCCUUAAGUUUCCUUGAAAAUUAUCCAAUACACGAUUAUUAUACAAAUCUCGGACAAAAAAAACGACAAAUGGUAAGUCAGAACGCACGAAGUUUAUUGGCAUAAAACUGGUAAAUACAGUGAUUACG
This is a messenger RNA of Paramacrobiotus metropolitanus, 1059 nucleotides long. Its product is annotated as biogenesis of lysosome-related organelles complex 1 subunit 1-like. The transcript is spliced from 3 exons. Gene Ontology annotation, cellular component: BLOC-1 complex. Gene Ontology annotation, biological process: endosomal transport. Bases 322 to 732 code for a protein of 136 amino acids. Lineage: Eukaryota; Metazoa; Tardigrada; Eutardigrada; Parachela; Macrobiotidae. The record is from RefSeq and is a predicted model, not a curated record.